Messenger RNA from Suillus paluster, 1292 nucleotides. RefSeq lists its product as uncharacterized. The transcript has 8 exons. Lineage: Eukaryota; Fungi; Basidiomycota; Agaricomycetes; Boletales; Suillaceae. Bases 406 to 1086 code for a protein of 226 amino acids. The record is from RefSeq and is a predicted model, not a curated record.
UGUACUUCUACGAGUUUUUGAGUUACUAGAGCGCAUGCCCAGCGCACGACACUUUAGGGAGAUGUCAUCAUCGCGAGCUUCUUAGCCGCAUCCGAGCCGACCCGGAUCUGUUGCUCAAGUACUCUCAGGGGUGUUGCAACCAAUGGUUGCAUCUGAUUCGGAUCUCAUCGCCAUACACGUGUGUGCCUAUGUGCAAUUCAUCUAUGCAGGUUCAAGCUCGGAGUAUCGACAGCAUGAUGGUCAGGCAGAACUGCAGAACUAUCCCCAUCCGUUGCCUUGCGUACUACUUCCAGGCUAUGAGCAUGCCGUACUCACCUUUGAGCAUAAAACCGAUGAAAAGUAUACCAGGCUACAUCACCCUCCCUCUUGAGCCACGCAUUAUAGUCGACGCAAUUCAUCAACAAGAUGCGCCCCACGAAAUAUUUACUCGGCUUUGUGAUGCAUCUAGCAUUCAAUUUAGUGUCAUCAACCAUGGACAAGCGGGGUUGCGUUGAUUUCUACGACCCGGCUGCCGGAGGCGGAUCGAUGCUCAUUGAUGCUGGCGGUGGAUACGGCGAACCUUUGAAUGUCAUCAUCUCUGGACUUAGCUCACCCGCAGUCCUCACAUAUGACGGAGCUAUCAAUUAUGCCCGUGCUAUUGGAUUUUCUGAAGAAUGUUUUGGCCUUCACUUAGGUGGUCUGAUGUCCGCUAACUUAGGAGACGGCGAUGGAUGGGUCAACCAAACGAUUGAAAUUCGCCAGGAUUAUGGAAGUGCAGGCGCCGGAACUUGUCUCGAGAGCCUCAUCGGCGGAAAUCAUUUUCGUAUUUUUGUACAGAACGGCACGGCGGCCGACAGUGGUGCUCUCUUUCUAGCGGCUUCUAAAGAGGAGCCUUUGACGGAGAAUCAUGAUAUCGUGCCAGACGGGUACGAUAUUGGCCGCAACAACCUGGUGACAGGAGCAGUUGGUCGGACAAGUUACGGUGGGGUCAAAUAUAGUACCAUUGCCCAGAACAUCACUGGUCUCCUCGCAGCUGGUUCUGAUGGCGUUAACCAUGGCAUCGCUCAAGAUGGUAUUGUUACGUUGCUGACCGUUACGAUCAUUUAGAUGUCCAUAUUUACUUGUCCUUUUCGAAUUUCCCUUUGUAGCUAUUCGUGUAAUCAUGAUUCAUUGCUCGUCUCAUUAUCGAGCAUUGACAAGUUAAGAUGCUAGAGUUAUGGUACAAGUGCUGUAUGAGGUGUGACACAAAUCAAUGAAGUAAAGCCAAACGCAAAGAAAACAAUCUUGGAAAGAACCGAAGACUGUUGAUCCAC